This is a messenger RNA of Clarias gariepinus (North African catfish), 4538 nucleotides long. RefSeq names its product leucine-rich repeats and calponin homology (CH) domain containing 4 (gene lrch4). Gene Ontology annotation, molecular function: protein binding. The transcript has 18 exons. NCBI's taxonomy places the organism in Eukaryota, Metazoa, Chordata, Actinopteri, Siluriformes, Clariidae. The coding region runs from base 247 to 2277 and encodes 676 amino acids. The record is from RefSeq and is a predicted model, not a curated record.
GCUCCUCCCUGCACUGGCUGAGUCGCCAGAUUGACAGUUAACUCCGCGCGCGGCGCCUCUUCAGCUAACUUUCCGCGUCUCCGAGCAGCGCUGGAUCUCUAACCCCGCUUCCGGAAGAGCUCGGCUUGGCGAGGGCUCGUCGCACGCUGGGAGUUCGAGCAGCUGAGGCAAUGCGAGUUUAGGAAAACGCGUAAGCGAAGUGAAAAGGCCAAGAGGAAAGGAAAGGGGGGUUGAAGUGUUGUGUUCAUGGCUGCUGGGGAUGGGGCGCAGCUGCCGGCGACACUAGCGGCCAGCAGGAGCGUGGAGAAAGCGCUGGAAGAGGCAGCGGCCAGCGGAGCGCUCGUACUCUCCUGCCGCAAACUCAAGGAGUUUCCCCGCACAGCCAGGAAUUACGACCUGUCCGAUAUCACACACGCAGACCUGUCUAAGAAUCGGCUGUGUGACGUGCCAGAGGAGUUGUGCCAGUUCAUCUCUCUAGAGACACUCAGCAUCUAUCACAACUGUGUGCGCUCGAUACCCUCCACCCUCUGCCAGCUACAGGCUCUCACCUACCUCAACCUCAGUCGCAACCAGCUGACCAGUUUGCCCGCGUCAGUAUGUGAGCUCCCUCUGUUGCGGGUCCUCAACAUCAGCAACAACAAGCUCCCAGUCCUGCCUGCUUCCAUACACAAACUUGCACAUCUCCGGCAACUGGAUGUGAGCUGUAAUGAACUGCAGUGUUUGCCGGUGGAACUGGGUCAGCUGGAGGGUUUACGGGAUCUGAACUUGAGAAGAAAUCAGCUCAUGACCCUGCCAGAGGAGUUGGCCGAGUUGCCACUAGUCCGUCUAGAUGUCUCCUGCAACAGGAUUUCCCACGUCCCCGUAUGCUAUCGGCACUUGCGGCACCUGCAGCUCAUCUCACUCGAUAACAACCCUCUGCAGAUGCCCCCAGCGCAGAUCUGCUCCAAAGGGAAGUUUCAUAUAUUCAAGUAUCUAAACAUGGAGGCAUGCAAAAGGACCCAGGACCAGCUGGAGAGGGCUCUGCGUCCCAGUGGCUUCAGCAGUUGUCUUUCAGAUCAGGAGCUGUUCCCUGGUCAGUAUGGUGGGCUGGACUCUGGCUUCAACAGCGUGGACAGUGGCAGCAAGAGAUGGUCAGGAAAUGAGUCAGCCGACGAUUUUUCGGAGAGAUCUUUGCGCUUGAUGGAAAUGUCCCGUGAGCAGCACAGAGAGGAAGAUGAGAGGAACAUGUCGCCCGAUACACCCAAAGUGAAUGGAGACGUGGAGCAGGUGGAUUUCAUCGACAGCAGUUUAGCAGAAGAAGAUGAGGAACGCUGCAAACCAGACCCUCCUAGUUCUCCACAACCUUCACUUGUACAGGAAAAAACUGAAAGCAGGUCCACGCCCUCACAGAGCCCUGAUUCAUUUGGAAGCAGGAGGAGUGUUGGCAGUGAAUCGGCUGAUGCGAGCUCUCCGCCCAGUCCCACGCUAGAGGAGAAGAAGAGGCCUGGCACACUGCAGCUCUGGCAGGAGAGAGAGCGUGCGCAGCAGCAGCAGCGAGAUCGUAUGCAGAAGACAGCAAUGAAAACAGGAAGUCAGUCAGCAGCAACAGGCAAACAGGCAGGAACAGGAAGUGUCUCGUGUGGUGACUCUACAGAGAGCAGCGCUGCUGUUAACGGCCUCCGCCAAAGAUCUGUUACUGUGGAUCAGAUUUAUCCGGUCUCCCUCCAAUAUUCAACCAGUCGCACAGAUACAAAGCCAUGUUCUCCCACUGGCAGCACUCCUAAACCUAACAGCUUCCUCUUCCGCGCUUCUUCACGUUGCAAUGUCAAGACUUCAGGAUCAAUGCAGUCUCUGGCCGAGUCGGGUCGCAGUGAGUCACGAUCCACGCUCAAAUCCCCACGAGAGGAGAGAGCAGAGAUCUCCCAGUUACGCAAGUCUCUGGAGUCUUCUCUGAAGAUCACCCUUCCAGAAGAUCUCGGUGAAGCCUUAUCCAAUGGCACCAUCCUCUGCCAGCUAGCCAAUCACGUACGCCAACGGUCGGUGUCAAUCAUUCACAUCCCCUCCCCUGCUGUGCCGAAACUGAGCGCUGCCAAGUGUCGCCUCAACGUGGAAAACUUUCUCGCUGCCUGUCGCAAGCUGGGCGUCCCCGAGGACUCACUGUGUCCAGCUCAGCUGAUUCUGGAGGAUGAAGGACUGAGCCGCAUCGCUCACACGGUCCAGACUCUGCUAGAGCUGCCUCCAUCCGGACCCCGGCGCGCCUCCCUUCAAAUUUCUCCGCAAAGCACCAACAGCUCAUAACCUUAAAUUCAACUUUAAUACAAGCCAUAACCUCUGAACAUCUCAAGUGUUUUAUUCUAUUAAAGAACGGGGUGCGCACAUGAUUGAGUCCUUGUACAGCUGCUUGGAGGUUUACUUCAGAUUUUCAUUCUGGUCCACUGUGAGUAUUCAGCAGGCAAUUACAAAUAUUACACAAGAUGAAGGAAAAUUAAACAGAGAUGUGAAGCAAGUAAUGCGAGUCUGCCUCUUCCAAAUACAGUAAUUGCCAUACUUCAAGAUGAUGUAUGGUAUGCAAAGUAUUUAUUUGACAGAGAAAUGAGCUUCAUUGCUGGGGUGGUGCUGGUGGAGUUGUUUUGUUGGCGGUUGUUUAUACUUGGAAAAUUAAUUAUGGCUGUAAUCUGGUCUCCAUAACAAUGCAAAGUUAAUUGAUUUUCCACAGGUAAUUACUCUUGCAUAGAGUAGGCAUGGCAGUCUGCAGAUAAGCCUAUAAUCAUUAGAGUGCUAUGAUAAGCUAAACCAAGCUCACAAGCACCAAAAAAAAAAAAAAAAAACAUUACACAGAGAUAACGCAUCUGAGACAGAAUGGAGAACUGCACAGUUUAUUACAUAAGGAAAUGGAUAAUGUAUUUUUUUGCACUCCAAUAUAUUAGAUUUGAAUGAAAUGUAUCAAUUUGCUAAUUGUUAGCUUUAAUUAGGGCCAUUUAUAUCUGUGCUGCAGGAACCACACCAGCAGACAUCACUAGGUGUAUGUAGCUGGAUCAGUCUCAGUGUUUCAGACCGAGCAAGCCUGUGUUUGAUCUUAGUUACAUCAAGCAUCAACAUCAGUAUAAUUUGCGUCCCUCCCUUAUUCAAGCACAGGAUUCAUGUGCAGUCAGCCCCAAUCAAUUCAAUUUAAUUCAGCCUGAUGUGUGUAGUGCUACGUCACAUUCUUGCAAAACAGCUUUACAGAAUUUGGCCUGUAGAUAGAGAUCUCAAAUGAUCAAGCCCGAGGAGGCUCUGGAAAAAACUAAUCCUGAAAAAAAUCUUUGGAAAUGGGAAAAUGAUCUCAAUUUGCUUCACCAUCAAAUUGAGAUGAUGUUUCAUUUUCGAAAGAUUUGCAGUGGCAUCAUCGUAGCCUAUGAGCUUUAUCCAAACUUUUUUUUUUUUUUUAAACGUAAAUGGUGCAAAGGAGAAAUUCAGUGGUUUGCACAUAAUUAUCUUAAAACAUUAUACCACAUACUUUCCUUUUAGGGAAAAAAAAAACUCCUCCACCACCACCCCAAAACAUGAAGAAAACCUUAAAUGGAACUAGACGCAAUGAGAAAAACUGUGUAAGGCUGGUUUGUAUAGAGGUGUAGACUAGUAAAAUCCAACAGCGCUAAAUGUGGUGCAAUGUUCAGCAUGAAACACUGAGAAAUAAGAUUAUUGAGAUUAUCACAGGCCAGUUUUUAGGAUUACAGUGUUUCAGUAAAUGUCAAGAGGGAGUCUCUAUAGAAAUAGUUUUUUGGCAAGUGCAAAUCUUUACAGUUAUCCAUCUGGGACCAUCCGCAGCCACAGAAGGUGAGUCACGAGCACAGAAUUAGAGUCAGGGUAAACUCUCAUACAACUUCUCUGCAUACAGUACAGAAGUGUAUAAACAAAGUGGGUGGGAAAAAAGGAAGAAAAAACAUUUCCGAAACAGCACGUAGUCUAGAAAUAACUUGUCUUUGCAUCGUUUCCUUGUUUCAAGAGGAAUAAUUGACUAGCAAAUAAAGAUGGAUACACUGCCUGGCAGAAAGAAAAAAAAAAAAGGGUUGGCCACUUUUGGCUUUGAUUACAGCAGACAAUGUGCAGUUCAUAUAUGAAAAUGACUCCUCAUGCUCCCAGAACCACUCUUUCACAAUUUGUGUCCUGAAAUAUACCUAUCAUCAGGCAAGAAAACCACUGCAUUGAUGUGAUAACCCAGUCAUACAGCGCAUUCAGGUCAUCAGCUGACUUCAUUUUAUUGCCUGACCAACUAUCUCCUGAGGCUACACAUUUGUAUGGUGGCCACUAUGGGUUCAUCACUUCAUGUGCGUCCCUUCUUACGCUGACGCUCGCAUCACUCUGGAACAGAGUCAGUCUGAACUCAUCAGACCACUUGACCUUUUUUCCACAAACUUUAAUCUGUAUGUUUUCUAGCAAAUUAAAGCCUUUUUCUGAUCAAACAAGUGCUUUUCUCAUGAACAUACAGCUGUUUACUCCCAAUCCUGUGAGUUCUCUUCAUGUUGUAUAUUUGGAAAUUGCUCUUACUAUCACUAUUAAAUGUAGACAUUAUUUCUAUU